Messenger RNA from Dibothriocephalus latus, 231 nucleotides. Lineage: Eukaryota; Metazoa; Platyhelminthes; Cestoda; Diphyllobothriidea; Diphyllobothriidae. The record is from the annotation of a GenBank genome assembly.
AUGAUUGGCAAACAUAGCGACAUCAACAUCCAGUUCACGGACGCAGUUGUCCACGUACAUAAUGAACAUUAUAGGACGAAGGACAGAGCCUUGGGGAACACCGCCCUCGACCGCAACCUCUGUCGAUGGCUGGUCACCGAAACGGACAGUUUUAGAUCAGCCAAGUACGAAGCUGCAUAUCCGCUUCAGGAUAUUUCCUCUAGCACCUAUUUGGCUGAGUUUGUGCAGUAG